GGCUCGGCCGGCAGUCCGCAGAGGUAGUGGAAGACGGGAACACCGGUGAGUCGCCAUGGACGCCGCUACAACAUCUCUCACGGAGUUCUUCUCCUUCCUCUCCAUCUCGAAACCUUCCACUCCACACCUUGAGUCAGUCUCUUUAAAUUUUCAGUCUCUUACGAAGCCAAAACUGGCACGGUUGGCUGCCGCCAGGACCAGGAGCUCUGUUACGUCUUCUUCCCCAGAAUCUACCUCUCCCAUCUUAAGCGUAAGGAAUUACAAUGUUUUGAUCACUGUGGACAAUAACGAUCCUGAAGAGAAGCUAGUGAAUCAGUUCAGGAGACAGGUUUUGAGAGCUGGAAUCUUGCAGGAGUGUAAGAGGAGAAGAUUUUUUGAGAACAGCCAGGCGAAGAGAAAGAGGAAAGCUAGAGAAUCCGCAAAAAGGAAUCGCAAGAGAAGGGUUUGGAAGCCUGAAUCAAGAGCUGAGGAGCAGCUAAAACAGGAAACCACUCGGAGGAAGGAUAUGGAUGAGGGAGAUGACAACUGGGAGUUCUACCAAGUAGACCUUCCUUACUGUUCAUAGAAAAAGCUCACUGCCUUGAAAGUUGAAGCCAUUGUUUGUAAUGUUUUGGCUUAGAUCAUCUUGCCUUCGAGCAGGACGAGAUUGUUUUGUGGUCGAGUAUCGGUUGCAAAGCUUUGGCCUUUGUCGAGACGACAAAGGCUUAGGCUUAGAUUCUGUUUGAUAACGAUUUUGUCUUUUAAUUUUUUUGUUGUUAGUAAUUAAAUUUAUUUUCUCACCGAUUCGUUACUA
Cucurbita pepo subsp. pepo (vegetable marrow) is the source of this 793-nucleotide messenger RNA. RefSeq lists its product as uncharacterized. NCBI's taxonomy places the organism in Eukaryota, Viridiplantae, Streptophyta, Magnoliopsida, Cucurbitales, Cucurbitaceae. Gene Ontology annotation, biological process: translation. Gene Ontology annotation, cellular component: ribosome. The record is from RefSeq and is a predicted model, not a curated record. Gene Ontology annotation, molecular function: structural constituent of ribosome.